Molecule: messenger RNA, 3156 nt
Organism: Dichotomopilus funicola
Lineage: Eukaryota; Fungi; Ascomycota; Sordariomycetes; Sordariales; Chaetomiaceae
Product: fungal-specific transcription factor domain-containing protein
Exons: 3
Coding region: 1-3156 (1051 amino acids)
Biological process (GO): DNA-templated transcription; regulation of DNA-templated transcription
Cellular component (GO): nucleus
Molecular function (GO): zinc ion binding; DNA-binding transcription factor activity, RNA polymerase II-specific; DNA binding
Source: RefSeq, a predicted model, not a curated record
AUGCUCGGCUCGCUCCCACGCUGCGCACUAGCAAGUCACAACCCACAGAGCGCCAGCAGCACGGGCGACUGGUUGUGGGAGUUUGUUGAGAGCGAGGCAGGCCCUACGGAUUGUACGGAAUCCUCUUGUUUGCGUCUGCGUCUGCGUUUGCUUUCGUGUCCAAGGGGGUCCCAUUGCGAGGCCCGCCCCGUCGUCACGAUUGCUUCCCAUCUACGCAUCCAAUCCAUCCUCUCCCCUCCCGAACCGCCCGACUCGCCGUCGGCCGCGGGCUCUCCCUCGUUUGACCAGCAGCACCCACAACAACCGACCCCGAAGCGGAAGUUCCACGACGCCUUUACCGCUCCGGCGCCCGAUGCGCCCAUCGACCCGGCCGACCAGCCACCCCGCCCGCCUCAUUCCCAAUCGCUCCCGCAACGGUUGCCCAACAUACGCCAGCCGCUGCCCCGCAGCCCGCCUCGGCCCGCGACGGUCGCGGCGGUCCGAACCCAGGGCCACGCCCACGCCCACGCUCCCAUAGCCGCCGCUCCCGACGAUGACAGCCGGUCACCCGCCCAGGGCUCGAUGAUGGCCGGCAGCCCCGGCAGCCCCGGUGGCGGUGGUGGCGUCGGUGGUGGUGUUGACAGCAAGAAGGGCUUCAAGCGGACACCGCUGCGUUCUAGUAUCGCGUGUCAGCGCUGCCGCAAGUCCAAGAUCAAGUGCAACAACACGGGCGGCGACCAGCCCUGCGAGACAUGUAUUCGCAAUGGCAAGGAGUGCACGUAUCCCGAGGUGACCCCAGCACCACCGAAGCGGUCUGAGCCAUCCUCGGGCGCCAAGAUGGAACAGGGUUCGGAGCGGAAACGGUUGCGGCGGAUCGAAGACAUCGUCAAGAUGGAAGGCACGGCGCCGGCCACGGUUGCCGAGGACGUCCUGUCGGCGCCGUACCUGACUGAGACCGUGUGGAAUCAGCUGUUUGACAUUUACAGGCUACACUUCGCGACGGAGCUUCCGUUCCUCCACCUCGCCACGCUCAAGGAGAAACUCGGCAACCGGUUCCGGGCGAAGCCGGCCGACACCUCGCCCGAGAUCAACCUCGUACUGCUCGGCAUCCUGACAUUGACGGCGCGGUUCCACAACACCCUAGUCUCAUACAUCACGGCGCCUCGAAACAGCCCGUCCGUGUCCGGCGUGCCUAAGCCGCGGUCGACCGGCCCGUCGUCGGAAGCCUCCAGCGCGUCCGAGUACUACGCCGACGUGCUGACCAAGGCGCUUGGCGGUUUGCGAACGAGUAUGACCGUGGCAUCCGUCGAGCGAGUCCAGGCCUUCCUCAUGUUGGGGCUCUACGAAUGGAGCCAAGCACGGCCCAGGGUCGGCGGGAUGGCAGCUUGGAUGUACGUCGGCGUCGCGAUCCGGAUGGCUCAGGCGUUGGGCCUCGGCGACGGUGAUAAGGAGCCCAACAAAAUCUUCCGCGCUCGCCCCGCCAAGCCCACGCCGCAGAACAUGACACCCACGCAGAGAAUAACGGCCAAGGAGAUCCGAAGGCGCACCAUGUUCAGUUGUCUAAUUCUCGACCGGUUGCUGGGCUGUGGAAAAGACCGGGUGUCGACGAUCCGGUCCGAGGAUCUGCAGAUUCAACUACCAUGCGCGGAGGUGUCCUUUGACCUCUCGGACGACGUCUACACGGGCUUCCUGAAGCCCCUCUCGGGCGCCGAGACCAGCCGCCCCAUCUCCGACAGCGUACUGGGCCGUUUCGUGCGCCUCGUCGAUCUCUGGGGGGAGAUCUCCAAGUGGAGUUUUUCGGGAGGACGCUUCACCGAGGCGCACCCCCCGUGGUCCCGCGAGGCCACCUUCUUCCGGUUGCGCGAGAAGCUUGAGGAGUUCUACGAGAACCUGCCCGACCAUUUCCGGUGGUCGGACAGCAACUACUACAAGCACGAGAACCACCAGGCGAGCAGCGUGUACGUGUCGCUGCACAUGCUCGGGGCCGUCUGCCGCAUCAUGCUGCACCGCGAGUACAUCCCGUUCAUCCCGAUCGUGUGCGAAGGGCCGGACGGUCCGCUCGACGAGCCCACGUUCGAGUCCGGCCAGGAGCCGCCAGGGUUCUGGGAGGACAGUGCCGAAGAGAUCUUCCGCGCGGCCAAGGACAUCGUCGACCUCGCCGAGAUCUGCCGCGACAAGCUGCCCAUGUCGUCGCUGGUGCUCUUCGCCGUCUGGACGGCCGCCUUUGUCGGUAUCUACGCAGUGCACUUCCCGCAGAUCGACACCAAGGGCCACAUGCUGCCCAAAGACGAGCCCAACGGGCCGCUGGACGUGACCAAGCACGGGCCGACAGGGUUGACGUAUAAGUUGCUGACGCACAUGUCGCUGUGGCUGAAGCUGGCCGAGACCUAUGUCGGCUACUUCAGCGAGAUGGACCGCUACUAUGACACCGUGAAGCAGGACUACGAGCGGCACGUCGGCGGCGGCCGGGGCGGUGGUGGGCUGGAAGAGUGGAAGGAGCGCGCGUUCAAGGUGGUCAACAACGGCGAGAUCCUCGUGUUGGAUGAGGGCAAGAGCUCGUCGCGCGAUAGUACCGCCGAGCCGGGGUCUUCCGUCGGCCCGGACAGCGGCAUCAACCCUCUCGACCACCACGCCAAAACUCCCCGCUCAACCUCCAUGUCCUUCACCCCGAUUAACACUCAGGCGUCGUCGUCAUCCCACCCAAACAACCACCACCCUAUCGACCCAACAUCCGACGUAGCCGCCGAAGCCGCAGCCUCCACCCUCUGGCGCAUCCAACAACCCCACGCCCAACACCAUCCCCAUCCCCAUCAUCAACAACACGCACAACAACCCUCCCCCUCCCAAUCCUCCGCAGCCGUCCCGUCCCCACAAAUGCAACACCACCAACCCCAACAAACCCAGCCCCAGCAGCAACCUCAACAACAACAACAAACCCACCCGCACCCCAGCGCCAAACUGCCCCCGUACAUCUCCAACGAAAUAGCCAUGUACGUCGAGCAGAACCAGUCCAUGCCCUGGACCCUGGCGCCCGGCGGGCCGGACCAGUUUGCCCAUGGCACCGAGGACCUGGUGCCGAUGGAUAAUGGGAAUAUCUUUUGGGGGAGUUUGUCCGGCGGUGGGGGAGAUGGAGGUGGUGUUGGUGUGGUGAUGACGCAUGUUGCGGGGUAUUAUUAG